Messenger RNA from Medioppia subpectinata, 1290 nucleotides. NCBI's taxonomy places the organism in Eukaryota, Metazoa, Arthropoda, Arachnida, Sarcoptiformes, Oppiidae. The record is from the annotation of a GenBank genome assembly.
AUGUUAUUCGUGCCGAUCCUACGCGAGGGUCACGUGAAUCCAUGUAUCGCUAUCGCGGAGCGCGUGUUAGCCGACGGACACCGCGCGGUGUUUGCGGUGAACAACAUGUGGUCGGGUCGGCUCACCCGCUAUGGCAUCGAAGAGGUACUGUUGACCGAAACGGCUGUACCGACGCGUCCGGCGUCGGGUGUGAGGAACGCGGCCUUAGAUGUGAUGGCUUCGGGUGAGUUCGGCCGCGCGUCGCCCAUAGAGAAGAUGAGGCUCCGGGCGGCGAAUCCGCAGCACUUUAUAACACACGUCCAGUAUAUGGACGCAGCGCUCGAACGCCUGUUGCCCGCCGUUCGGCCCGAUGUCAUCGUUUUGGAUCAGUUGGUGACACUGCCCGCAGCCGAGUUGUAUGGCGUGCCCUGUGUCUGGUCGUGGGCCACGUCGUCACUCAUGAUGAUUGACGAUGAGAGGGCACCGCCCGGACAGUCAGGACUGUCCGCUACGGGAGACCAGAGAUUAUGGCGAGAGUUUCGUCAAGUGGUUAGAGACGUGGCGCGAGACAACUGGCGGGCGUUCAACGACUAUGUGGUCGGCCGGGGCUGCGAACCACUGCCCGAAUACUGUUUCCAUAAGCCCUCCCAUUAUCUUCAUAUAUACAGCUUUCCCCUGGAGUUGGACUAUCAGGACAUCCGUCCGUUGGGUCGGAAUUAUGUUCGCUUCGAUCAUAUGAUGCGAACUGAAGGGCACCAGACAUUCGCUGUGCCGCCAGAGUUGGCCGCAAAGCCCGGAAAGUUGGUGUACUUCUCGAUGGGCACUACAGCGUCGGUCGACGUGUCAAAUAUGCGCCGAUUGGUCGCCAUUUUGGCCAAAUCUCCGCACCGUUUCAUCGUAUCGAUGGGAGCGAAGCAUAAGGAGUACACUUUGGCCGACAACAUGUGGGGCGCGGAGUCUGUGGCUCAGACACUAGUCCUACCACUUGUAGAUCUGGUGCUAACACACGGCGGCAAUAAUACGGUCAACGAAAGUCUAUACUUCGGCCGACCGAUGAUAGCUAUGCCUGUGUUUAGCGAACAAUACGAUAACGCGCAGAGACUGCACGACAAGGGCUUUGGUCUACGACUGGACGCAUACAAGUGCUCAGAAGAGGAGCUGUUGGCCGACAUUGAGUCUCUACUAAACGAUCGCCAAUUGGCUGAACGCUUGGCCAAAGUCUCCCGAAGAAUACAAACCGAUAAUAGUUUGGCAAAAGUGUCGCAACUUAUUGAAGAUUUUGCUCAAAAUCCGCGCAAAUAUAUUGAUUAG